Messenger RNA from Drosophila eugracilis, 1040 nucleotides. RefSeq names its product luciferin sulfotransferase-like. Gene Ontology annotation, biological process: sulfation. The transcript has 4 exons. NCBI's taxonomy places the organism in Eukaryota, Metazoa, Arthropoda, Insecta, Diptera, Drosophilidae. Gene Ontology annotation, cellular component: cytoplasm. The record is from RefSeq and is a predicted model, not a curated record. The coding region runs from base 10 to 951 and encodes 313 amino acids. Gene Ontology annotation, molecular function: sulfotransferase activity.
GUUACAGCAAUGGAACGCGUACGGGUCACACCGCGGAGUUACCCCACGAACCUCAUCGAUAAAAACUGGUCCCAACGAAUACAUAUGCACGGUAAAGACUCGGAAGAAUUUCUGAAUUUGGUUCAUGACAUGCAGCUCAGAGAUGACGAUGUGUGGAUAGUAACUCUUCCGAAAUGUGGAACCACGUGGAUGCAGGAACUAGUGUGGCUGCUGCUCAAUGAUAUCGACUUUGAGGCUGCGCUGGCCAAGGAUCAAGAGCUAAGGAGUCCCUUCCUUGAGUUUGAUUUCGGUGUACAUAAGGAUUUGGAACGAUCACUUCGUCCCGUCGAGGAAUGCAAAUCUCCACGACUGAUCAAGUCGCAUUUUCCGCUUGCCCUUCUUCCCUCAAAGCUCUGGGAGGGAAAACACAAAGUUAUCUAUGUGUACCGGAACCCCCUGGAUCACUGGGUGUCGCGAUACUAUCACGGGGUGUCUUUUGGUUUUUACUACGGCAAAUCAUUGCAACAGUUUUUCGAUGGAAUCUUGGCCUCCGGUGACUUUGCAACGGAGAAUAUUGAGCAUGCUCAUGAGUUCUACCAACUGAGAAACGAGCCCUGGGUCUUCUAUACAAGUUUUGAAAGGAUGAAGAAAGAUCUGCGAGGAGUGAUCAAUGAUGUCUCCAGAUUUCUAGAUAAACCCGUCAACGAUCAGCAAAUGGAGAAACUUCUUAAGCAUUUAUCUUUCGAAGAAAUGAAGAAAAAUCAAACCACGAAUCAUCUGUGGGAGUUGGCCCAGGUUAAGCACAAAGAUGCUGGCAAGGAGUUGCAUCGAUUUGUGCGAAAGGGCAAUGUUAAUGGCUAUAAGGACGAGCUGCAGCCCGAACAAAUUGAGAGGGCCAACAUUGGCAUUCAAAGAGCUCUGGAAAAGAACCAUGUUACUAUGGAUGAACUUCUGCUCAGUGGUGAUCCAUAAUAUAAAAAUGUAACUAGAAAAUCUUCUCAGUUUAGAUUAGUAUUUGUAAACAUAUAAGUAACAUAAUAAAAGUUUAUUGCUAUUCUUGA